AACAGGGUCCUAUUCUAUUAUCCAAAUUCCAAAGUUCCUCUCUUUUUCACCUUUCACCCCAACCCACAUGCUCCUCUCUCUCUAUAUCUCUAUAUCUCUCCCUCUCUCUCUCAACAAGCUUUAAUAGUGUUAGUUAACUUGUUCCUGCACUGUAUUGCCACCUUGCUCUGUUUUUGCUCUGUUUUGCUCUGUUUUUGUUGAAACAGAGUUACUCUGUUUUGCUCUGUUAAGAAGAAGAAGAAGAUUGAAGAAGGUGCUGUUAUUGUUGUUGCUGUAGUGUUAAUUGUGAUUGAACUCAAAGAUGAACAAAUGGUAAGAGAAGGGUAAAAGUGGAAAGAAAAAAGAGCAAAAGAACAGUGAUGGUAAUGGUACUAGGAAUAGAAGAACAUGUUGUUGAAAAUGGUUGGAGUCCAAUAGGGGCCCCAUUAAAUGUACAAAGAGAUGAACAUCAACAACAACAACAACAUUGGAAUAACAACAACAUCAACAACAAUUUUGAUAGUUCUAAUGCUGUCUCUUUUGGUUUUGUUGCUACAGCUAUUCUUAUUUCAAUGUUCUUACUCAUGGCUAUUUUUGAAAGGUUCCUUGCACCUUCUUCACAAGCUUUGUUUCCUAAUCGUCGCCGGAACCGUCGUGAUGUUGAAUCUCCGAUCACAAAACCUGGUCACUCAUCACCAAAAGUGAAAGAGUGUAUUUACCAGCUGGGUUUCAGUUUUAAUGCCUGGAGAAGAGAUUCCCACAUUCAUUGCUCAUCCUGCACCGGUACCGUGUUGUCCCGAACGAAUUUCAUGGCCUUCUCAUCAGCAUACAACAUUGCAUAGUUCCACUUCCAAUGUCCUGCCUAAUAAUAUCAAUCAUGUAUGAAUGAGAGAAUUAAAUGUGACAAUGUUGUGCAAUCUGCAUAUGAAAAUCAAGGAGUUUGGUGAAUAUUAAUUUAUGUGUAACAUUCAUCAAAUUUUAUCCAAAUGAGCUUUCUAUAUAGCUUAUAUCAUGAAUGUAUAUAGGAUUUAGUUUAGGUGAUUCUCAAUGGGUGAUCAAGUGAUGUGAUCUUUCUAGUAUGUAUGUGAGUUUUUUCUCCUAGUA
Molecule: messenger RNA, 1083 nt
Organism: Trifolium pratense (red clover)
Lineage: Eukaryota; Viridiplantae; Streptophyta; Magnoliopsida; Fabales; Fabaceae
Exons: 2
Coding region: 360-821 (153 amino acids)
Source: RefSeq, a predicted model, not a curated record